Messenger RNA from Daphnia pulicaria, 4285 nucleotides. It is a transcript of the gene RhoBTB, whose product is annotated as rho-related BTB domain-containing protein 1-like. The record is from RefSeq and is a predicted model, not a curated record. The transcript has 15 exons. NCBI's taxonomy places the organism in Eukaryota, Metazoa, Arthropoda, Branchiopoda, Diplostraca, Daphniidae. Gene Ontology annotation, molecular function: protein binding; GTP binding; GTPase activity. Gene Ontology annotation, biological process: small GTPase-mediated signal transduction. The coding region runs from base 759 to 2972 and encodes 737 amino acids.
AGAUUGGCAAUCAAAAGCCAGCUUAAUAGUUAAUACUUAAUGGCUGAUAACAUUCCUGAAUCAUUUGUUGAAGAUACGACUUUCUGAAGCAUACCGAGUCAUUUUAAAGUAAAACCCAGACACAAUUGUUCAACUCCUUUCUUGCCUACUCAUUUCGAUGCAAAACUUGUUGUGUGUAUGUCAUAUAAUGAGUACAGUUUCGUUGUACUCGACGUGAAUGAACUGAAUCGUAUCGGUCACGACAUUGCCACCAUGCAUUGUUCUUCCGACGUGUUUAGAUAGGCAGUGAAUUGUUCUUGUAACUGGAAAAAAAAGCAUUGACUGGAGAAAGGCAAUUUCGAACUUUGUUGUUGUUCAGUUUCCACCCGUCAGCAGUGUCCACGGAGCUGCAGUGCGUCAGUGGAGGCGCUUCGAUCGUUUGAGAAUCAGAACUUUGGCAUCGUUUCAGUCUACGCGACCUGUGUAUUGUGUGCUCAAGUCGCAGUUACAUCAACCCUCUCACGAGUGCUCCUUCUUCGCCUGGCCAUACCAUCAAUUGACUAAAUUAACCUUCGUCUUUUCCAAGGACACUCAACAUGUUGAACGUCCGUUUCAUCCGAGAUGUCGUCUAAGUCUUCCGGUUGUCAGGUGCUGGACGUUCAGCCGGUGCCGGAUUACAGGUGCCGGAUAUCGGAGAAAAGUGCGCGGAGGAUAGCCGAGAGCGGUGAUGGACUGGCGGUCACACGUCGGCAUCAUCACAAUCACAAUAAAGCACAACAAUGAUGGAUAAUGAGCUGUCAAAUCAGGAAUUGGUGAAAUGCGUCGUGGUCGGCGACACGGCCGUUGGCAAGACGCGGCUCAUCUGCGCCAGGGCCUGCAACAAGAAGGUCUCCCUCUCCCAGCUGCUCAACACGCACGUGCCCACAGUUUGGGCCAUCGAUCAGUACCGCAUCUACAAGGAAGUUUUGGAGCGCUCCUGGGAGGUGGUUGACGGAGUGAAUGUCUCGCUGCGACUAUGGGACACUUUCGGCGACCAUGAAAAAGACCGGCGUUUCGCCUAUGGAAGAUCGGAUGUGGUACUGCUGUGCUUCUCCAUCGGCAACCCAAAGUCUCUGCGCAAUUGCAAGGCGAUGUGGCUUCCGGAGAUCCGCCGCUUUUGUCCCAACACGCCCGUCUUGCUCGUCGGAUGCAAGAACGAUCUUCGCUUCAUGUACUGCGACGAGACCUACUUGUCCUACUUCAAGGAUCGAAACCCGUUUAUGCGUAGGCCGACCAAAGAAUGCGACCUCGUCAUGCCGGACCAAGCGAGAGCCAUCGCAUCUGAACUGGGUCUUCCUUAUUACGAAACUAGUGUGUUGACGUAUUACGGAGUAAACUCGGUAUUCGAAAAUGCCAUCCGGGCCGCUUUAGUCUCAAGGCGACAACAGAGAUUCUGGCUGGCUGGUUUCAAACGCGUUCAGCGGCCAUUGCUCCAAGCUCCAUUCUGCCCACCCAAACCGUGCUACCCAGAUAUGUACGUCUCGGCCAGUACUUACUUUGAGAAUUUCCAAACUCUUUACACCCGCCAGGCGUACACGGACGUGAUAUUUAUCACGGGGAGCGUGGGCUUUUCAGCGCACCGAUUCUACAUCGCUGCAGCCGCUCCUUCUCUGGCCCGGCUAAUCGCCACGGCAACGGCCAACAGUGAUAUUAAUUGCUCUGAUAUUGGCACGAGAUCCUCCAGCGAUUGUAGCAUGGUCAGCAGUGUGGGCGACACUUCAGCGUCGGGCGGUAGCAGUUAUCACAGCGAAGAAACGGAUACAACAUGCUUGCUGGACGUCGACAGGACACACUAUCUACGCUUGUCUAAUCGAAUCAAGGAGAAAUUAAAACGUCGCUGCAGCUUUCAGUUGUCGUCGACUACUUCCGCGUAUUCCAACGACCUCCGCUGCCCGCAGUUUAGCCGCGAAAUUUACCAUCCGGCGGUCCAGUCGAUCAGCGUGGAACAGUGCCAGGGAAUGGACCACAGGGGUCGGCCGUGCGUGUCAACUCAGACGGUGGUGACGCUGACCAAAAUCGUUACACCCAAUGCCAUGCGUCAGUGCUUGUGCUUCAUCUACACGGGCCAGAUUGACACUCGGCUCUGCUCGCUGCAGUCGCUUCCGAUGACUUUGCUGCUGGAAAUUCGACAAGCGGCAGAAUUCCUCGACCUUCCCGAGCUGUUGGCUUUUAUUCACAACAUCCACAUACACGAAGAGUUCCUCAAUAACGAUGUACGCCAGCAAUAUAGACAGAUAAUUCGAUCCCGGUUAUUGGAACUUGGUUUGAAUCAAGGUCUCUAUGCCGACGUGCACUUUCUGCUGGACGACGGUAGCUGCCCUGCCCAUCGACCGCUUCUGAUGGCUCGUUGUGACGUCAUGGACGCCAUGUUCGCCGGCGAUUUCCGUGAAAGCUCAGCCAAAGUGGUGCAAAUGCCGGGCGUGAGCGAGACCACUUUCCGUCAGCUGUUGCAUUACAUUUACACGGAUAGAAUUCCCCCGCUUCAAACCAUCGCCUGCGUCCCUUUGGUCGAAUUAGCCAAUCGACUCUGUCUCUCUCGCUUAGUCCAGCUCAUUGAAAGUUACAUGGUGACUGAGAUGCAGAGGAUUAUUGACGCUGGUGGCGAAGUUACCAUGGAGUGCCUCAUGCUCCUUGAGCCUUGUCAGAUUCACAAUGCUGAUCAGCUGGCCGAGUGGUGCCUGACUUACUUGUCGACCAACUACAACAUGACGUGUAGAAAAGCACCGAAAAUCUUGAAGACGCUGCACUCGGAGAACCAGGCUCACCUGGCCCACCACCGCUGGCCGCCCGUCUGGUACCUGAAGGAACGCGAUUUUUACGACAAAUACGUAGCCGAGCGCAAGAAGGAGGAAGGCUUGAGCAAACCGUUGAAACGCAGCCGGAACAAUUCCGGUUGUCUCUGUUUCGUUGGCAAGACCAGGCGUGGCGAUGAUAGCAGCUAUCAUUCGGUGUAGAUGUAGACGAUAGAAAGUAGAAUGAUGGACAAGAGCUAACGAGAGGGGAAAUCUUAUGGUGACCGUCGUAAUAGCCUAAAAAGAGAAAUUACGGUUCUUAAAAGUAUCUCAACAAAUUUUCGCUAGUAGCCCAGCUUGCGGAGGAGACGAGAGGUAUCCUUAAAAUAUGCAUGUAUGGAUUAUUUUCACGCCGUAGCGUGACACGGUCUUCACAAUACCGUUCCACUAUAUUUGCCGAUUGUGUGUACACUGUACAGUAUAUACAUAUAUAUAUAUACAUAUGUGCGUGUUUGGUCAGUGUCGUGCACUUGUCCCACGCCCCUCGAUCCCAAUGAAAUAUCCAUAGGGAAUUGCAAUAGGGAUUCAAUUUGGAAAAGAGGUUUAUAUGCUGCGUCUUCUAUUUAGUAGAAAGCUUGUGCUUCGAAGAGAUUGAAGUUGUCAUAACAGUGAGUGAGUGAGAGAGAGAAAGAGAGCAAGAGAUUUCUCGGUCUCUACUUUAUGGCAACCAGUUCAAAUCCUUCCUUCAAUCGCGAACCGCGCAACUCUGUCGCGGUUUCUUAUUUCGCAAUCAAUAUUUGAUAUCCAAGUAUAUAUAUUAUGUAUAUAUAUAUCUAUAGAUUUGCGCGCGCAUUCUGUUGCAUAACGAACCAAAAAACACAGAAAAACAAAACAAACAAAAUCAAUGCCGCCGUUAUUAUUCUUAUCAUGCUAUUAAAUUGAACAGCUUUAUCGCAUCUUUAAAAAAAUAUGAACUAGUGUGUACCCCCUCCACUUUGCUCUUCCUCUUCCGAUCCAUGUAUAUUCCAACAUAAUACCCCCCAAAUUUCACUUCAGUUUUGCGCGCUUUGUUUUGAGUAAAACGCGGGAUAAACGUUUUAAAAAUGUGGAUUUCAGCUUAAGACAACGAGUCGAAAAAAGUAGAUCGAGCUUAAAAAUUCUAUCCCUAUUCAACCGUUAACAAAAAAAGAUGCAUGAAUAAACAAAACUGACUGCCAUAUUACGUACUACAGCGACCAAAUGUUAUCGAUUAACUAAAAAUCAAGAAAGGGUUAAAUUAUCCCCACUAUUUUCGGUCGUGCACAACAUGACCACGUUCAAAUUUUACCAUUAAAAAUAAUCUAAAGUUGAACAUUGUUUCCGUUUAAGACCUUGAUUCGCCAAGCAAAAUUCUUAUUCAAUUCGUGGUUUAUUAUUAGUGCGCGUAUUAGUCGUGAUGGCUGUCUGCUGUUAUAAAAGUUGAUCUACUCGAAUUAGAUGGUAUACGUGCUGCUGAUGUUAUUAAAUACAAAUGCUGAUCAUUCUUCCCACAAAAA